GGUGUUUCUGACAUUACGAAUGUAAACAAAACAUUUUGUUUUCCUCGUUGAGCAACGCAUGAUACGAAAAAGAACAACGUUUUCAAUUGGGAAAUUUUUUAAGUACACCAAAGUUCAGAUACAAAUGCAAACUAAUACCAGCCUCAAUUUAUACACGCUACCGCUAGAGCUAGUAGAGAACAAUGUUUAUCAAAAGUGUUUACUUCCCAAAGAAAUAUUUAAAGCAAGCGGUUUCCAUCCAGGGGAUUGGGUGAAAUGCACAGUGGCAAAAAGGAGUACCCACGGGUUUUCAAUAUGUCAGGUUUACCCGCGUGAUAUCGAAGCGAAAUGUUGUUACAUGGACAAUAUUGUAGGCACAUUUGUCAGUGUAGAAAUCGAGGACAGAUUAAUAAACAUAAUAUCAAUUAAAACGUAUUGUAUAGAACACGUUGAGAUCUCGCUGGAACUAACGGCGAACUUUUUCAACAGCCGUCUUCGUAAAUCGCUUCCAAAUAUAUUAUCCAUAACCGCAAAGCAGAUCUUAGCUUCGCUAUACUUGUCGGUGGGAUGUGCUGUUCGCACUGCAGACGCUGCACGAUUGGGUAUAUCUGCCAUCUACAUUGAUUCUUGUUCUAAUGCAGAUGAAAAUGCAAUUUUCCAGUUGGAUAGUAACACUAAAGUUCAUAUUAGAGAUUUUCAUAUUGGCACAAAACCGAAUGUAUAUGGCCCACCACCAUUUUUCAAACAUGGUUAUGAGUUAGCCUGGAAUGAACUGGAGGAUUUAGUUGCUGCUUCGAAGCUAGGAAAUAAUCAAAAAAAUACGAAUGGUAUUAAGCCUCAAUUAAACGUACUACUCUGCGGACCGCCUGGUUGUGGGAAAACAUCGCUGGUAAAUGCAUUUUUGGUCAAGUACAAUUUUAAUUGCUUUCAUAUUGGCACAGAUUUACAACAAUAUGCUGGUGAGACCGAAGCAUCAUUACGUAAAAUGUUCGAUAAUGCAUUACACUUACAAAGCAAUCUAAAGCCUAAGGAUCCUACGGUUAUCAUCAUAGAAAAUCUUGAACUUCUGUGUCCUGCGCCAAACAAUCGCACGACCACCGCAGAUGCUGCAAAUUCAAACAGAAUCUGUGCGCAAUUGCUUAAAUUACUAGAUGACCUCCAUAAUACUCGUGCUGGCAUUUUUUGUAUUGCUACCACAUCUGACCCAUGCGCUAUAAAUGGUAGCGCACGUCGUCCAGGACGUUUUCAACAUGAAAUCACUAUUGAUUGGCCGAACGAACAAGCGCGUAGAAGGUUGUUCGAAGCAAUGUUUGAAAACAGUCAGAAAAUAAUGUUUUUUAAUCAUGCGAAAAUCGAUGCAGAACUUUUGGAUUUGGUUGCAAAACGCACACAAGGCUUUGUGUCGGGAGAUUUGGCUUUACUUGUACGAAAUAUUGAACAAAAACAACUGAGGAAAAAUAAUGUAUCCAACUUGGCAGUUUUGGUAAAAUCAGCAUUAAAUACGAUAAAGCCUGCUGCGGUACAUGCUGCCGACUUUGCUGUGCAAAAAAUUGAACACGGUUUUGAAUUUAUUGGCGGAAUGGAUAACUUAAAGCGUACCCUGGAAGUAAGCGUGCUAGCUGGACUACGAAGACGGGAAAAAUUUCGACAUUUUGGAUUAAAAUUGCCGAAAGGUUUGCUUCUAUACGGUCCUCCCGGCUGCGCUAAAACAACAUUCGCGAAAUGCCUAUCCAAAGAAUCCGAUAUGACAUUUAUCUCCAUAUCUGGUGCUGAGGUUUACUCACCCUAUGUCGGUUUCGCAGAAAAAUUUAUAUCAAGAUUAUUUGAUACAGCGCGAAAAAAUGCACCUUGUCUGCUGUUCUUUGACGAAAUGGACGCUCUAGCAGGUCGCCGGCCCAUCAGCUCAAACAAUUCAAGUGAUAUACAAGUUCGUGUACUGUCCACCUUACUGACAGAAAUGGAUGGCAUUAUUGAUGGAUCGGAUGAAAGUAAUCAAGAAAUACUUGUUGUUGCAGCUAGUAAUCGGCCAGACAUGAUCGAUGAUGCGCUAUUGCGUCCAGGACGUUUAAGUAAACAUAUAUUUGUGCCACCACCCGAUAUGCAAUCGCGUAUUUCUAUUCUUGAGCUACACGCUAAACGUAUGCCUUUUGCUGGAGAUGUAAAUUUGGCUCAAAUAGCUGAAGGCACAGAACAAUACACAGGUGCUGAUAUGUGCAAUUUGUGCAAUGAAGCUGCAUUGUUAGCCUUUCAACGGAUUGAAGAGACCAAUGAUGAUUGUAAAAUAACGGCAAAUGAUUUUGCUACUGCUUUAGAAAAUUCGAAAUCUUCGCUUUCGAAAAGUCAGAUGAACCUAUACGCGAGGUUUCAAAGUAAAAUGGAAACGAAAUCUUAAUAAUAAAUAUAAGAUAUAAUAUAUUCCAACGUUUACUUUAUUUUGUUCCAACACAUUUUGACCGUGCCAGAAAAUAUACAUAUGUAUGUAUACAUAUCCCAACGGGACUGAAAGUUAGCUGCUCCUAAAAGGAGCAAGUACGGAGCGGUACAAAAGCAAAGUAAAAAAUAAAUUUUUAAAUUAUUGUACUAUAGUCUAUUCACCACAAUAUUAAUUCUGUGGUCACAAGCAAUAACCGCCUAAGUCGACUUAAGAAAG
Messenger RNA from Rhagoletis zephyria (snowberry fruit fly), 2629 nucleotides. Its product is annotated as spermatogenesis-associated protein 5-like protein 1. NCBI's taxonomy places the organism in Eukaryota, Metazoa, Arthropoda, Insecta, Diptera, Tephritidae. Gene Ontology annotation, molecular function: polyubiquitin modification-dependent protein binding; ATP hydrolysis activity; ATP binding. The record is from RefSeq and is a predicted model, not a curated record. Gene Ontology annotation, biological process: autophagosome maturation; retrograde protein transport, ER to cytosol; mitotic spindle disassembly. Gene Ontology annotation, cellular component: VCP-NPL4-UFD1 AAA ATPase complex; cytosol; nucleus.